Phaeodactylum tricornutum CCAP 1055/1 is the source of this 2403-nucleotide messenger RNA. RefSeq lists its product with no specific name. The transcript has a single exon. NCBI's taxonomy places the organism in Eukaryota, Bacillariophyta, Bacillariophyceae, Surirellales, Neidiaceae. Bases 1 to 2403 code for a protein of 800 amino acids. Gene Ontology annotation, biological process: post-translational protein targeting to endoplasmic reticulum membrane. Gene Ontology annotation, cellular component: GET complex. The record is from RefSeq and is a predicted model, not a curated record. Gene Ontology annotation, molecular function: ATP hydrolysis activity; ATP binding.
AUGGUAAUAGCGCUCAGAAGAAUGAUAAAGCUGCGGGCAUCUAUACUUGCGGUGUUGUUAAUAUCGUGUUAUGUUUCGGCUUUCCAACCGAAUCCGAUUCAUUCCAAUAGGAGGGCGACGAGCAGGGGUCCAAGCACGUCCUGUGAAAGGAACAUUCCGACUGGCUUCGGUCGUCCGAGUCCAUCAAGAUUUGACCUUGACUUUCAGAAACAUCAAUCUCAGUAUGGAAAGCUGUUUUCUUUGAAUAAACUCGUUGAAGAUAUCAGCAGCAGAUCUCCGGGCCAACUACCCUCCACCGUCUUUGUCGGUGGAAAAGGAGGAGUCGGGAAAACCACCGUGUCAUCGGCGCUGGCCGUUAGUUUGGCUUCAGCCAUCGAAAAGGAUUUGAAGGUUCUGAUCGUAUCUACCGACCCUGCUCACUCUCUAGGUGAUGCCUUGGAUGAGGAUUUGCGCAAGAACAACGGUCGUCCUGUUGCUAUGACGGACUCUCUGACAGGUGGUAGAUUGGACGCAUGCGAAGUCGACGCUUCGGCUGCGCUCGAGGACUUUCGCGAAAACAUUGCUGCCUUUGAUAUCGAUCGACUAGCUGAUGCUCUCGGUGUUUCUGUGGACUUACUGGAAAGCUUCGGUUUGAGAGAAUUCAGUGGUCUUUUGAACAACCCUCCGCCAGGUUUGGACGAACUCGUGGCUUUGUCGAAUGUAUUGGAUUCGGAAUCUGUGGCCAAAGGUUACGACGUGGUAAUUGUGGACACCGCACCCACCGGACAUACUUUGCGACUGUUAGCUUUGCCGAAAUUCUUGGACGGCCUAUUGGGGAAACUUAUUAAAAUUCGCUUGCAACUAUCGGGGCUGGCGUCCACUUUACAAACCUUCUUUGGAAAUGACGAAGCACAGAAACGUGCAAAAAGCAUCGACGAUGCCGUCAACCGAUUGGAGCAGUUUCGUCGAAAGAUGAGUAAUCUUCGCGAGCGGCUUCAAGAUUCCCAGUCGACGCGUUUUGUUGUCGUGACAGUCCCUACCAAGCUCGGAGUUGCCGAAUCGAAACGCCUUGCCGCCGAACUCAAUUAUCAAGGAGUAAGUAUCACGGAUAUAGUCGUGAACCAAUGUGUCGGUGGGAUAGAUGACGAUGUGGACUCUGAAGCUCUACAACAAUAUUACGAUCGACGAAAGGAUGGACAGAAAAAAUGGAUCGCCAAGCUUGAAGAAGCUGUUCAGGACGUGAGCUGUAGUGAAGAGUACAAAGCAAAUGGUAGUUCCGCUCCUAUUGGCAUUACCAGGGUUCCAUUUUUCGAUGUUGAAUUGGUCGGAGUGCCCGCAUUGGGAUACCUUGCUGCACAAUGCUUUACAGAAAACCUCAGCUUUGCGCAUUUGAUGAAUGUCGAUAGCUCGAAUGAGCCACGAGUUGUAAUUUGUGGGGGGAAAGGAGGAGUCGGAAAGACAACGACUUCGUCGGCACUAGCGGUUUCGAUGGCUUCGAAAGGCCACAAAGUAGCGCUGAUAAGCACGGAUCCGGCUCACAGUAUUGGUGAUGCUAUCGAAAUAGACCUCUCUGGUGGAAAGCUUGUGGAUGUUCCGCUAAUAGGAAUCCCGACGACGGAUGGCUCACUGUCUGUUUUAGAAAUCGAUCCGUCGACAGCAAUCAAUCAAUUUAAAGGUGUUGUGGAUCAACUCAUUGGUGGAGACGAUAAUCCUUCAGAUGCUGGUCUUCGAAAUACGCUGCGUGACCUACAAGAGGUGUUUGAUACUCUUCCGGCAGGCACGGACGAGGUGGUGGCUUUGGCGAAGAUUGUCAAUCUGGUGAAGAAGGGCGGAUUCGACCGGAUUGUAUUGGACACGGCCCCAACAGGGCAUACACUUCGAAUGCUGAGCACACCAGGCUUUCUUGCCGAGCUUAUAGAUCGCCUGCUUAUUAUAGCCGAAAAAGUGAAUUCGAAUACGGCAAUAAAAAUGUUAAUCGGAAGUUCCGCACGGUCAGAGGACAUCUCAAAUGCUGCAGCAACAGCAAAGUCCACUCUUCUGUCCUUCCAGCUCCAAAUGUACGAUCUCGAAAAUUUGUUUGCUGAUGCUGCACAAACGGAAUUUCUCAUCGUAACAGUGCCCACGGAGCUUGCCGUAAGGGAAAGCAUGCGACUUCUAAAUGAUCUGACGUUUGAGUCCCCAGACAUGCCUAUUAAAUGCCGAAACAUUGUGGCAAACCAAGUUCUUGGGGACGAUGGAAACGAUGCAAAGACUUUUCUGGAUCAUGUGGGGCAGACUCAAGCAAUAUCCGUAAAAGACCUUGAAGAUGCUGUUUCGAGUUACCCUGCACCUCCUCUAAUUACCAAAAUUAAGUACCUGGACACGGAACCCCGCGGUGUGUUUGGACUUAAGGUAUUGGCCGACGAACUACUGAGAGAGAUAUAG